This is a messenger RNA of Ahaetulla prasina, 4405 nucleotides long. It is a transcript of the gene PEX5, whose product is annotated as peroxisomal biogenesis factor 5. Gene Ontology annotation, cellular component: peroxisomal membrane; cytosol. The record is from RefSeq and is a predicted model, not a curated record. Bases 968 to 2911 code for a protein of 647 amino acids. Gene Ontology annotation, molecular function: protein binding. NCBI's taxonomy places the organism in Eukaryota, Metazoa, Chordata, Lepidosauria, Squamata, Colubridae. The transcript is spliced from 16 exons. Gene Ontology annotation, biological process: protein import into peroxisome matrix, docking.
UAUUCGCCGAUCCGAUCCGGCUCACUAGGGGGAGAAGGGGGAGAUCCUUCGCAAGAGCUCUAUUCGGCUGCUGGGAAAUGCGAGCUCUGAAGUAGAGAGGAGCAAGGCCUUGGAAGCCUGGCGAGCUGGUUGGUUUCAGCCCCAAACCUUUUCCGGCGGCGGAGACGACUGGCUGUUCAGUCGAGGAGGUUUCUGAAAUCCAGUCCGGCUUGCGCUCUCGCUUUCGGUGUUUUUCAGUGCCGUCUGUUAGGAUAGUAUAGAAAGCCUCUUGGUGUCUCAAUUGACACCGUCCUGGGUAAGCUCCAGGACUUGGCUUUCAGUCUAGCUCGCUCCUCGGGUUUUAUGAAAUGAUCACGAUGCGUGUACACAGUACUGCAUGUCCCUGGUGAUGGUUCAGUGGCGGCUAGGUAAAUGUAGAGAAGGUAGUUUAGAUUUUGCCAUUGAUUGAACGUAUGCUGGAAAGGGAAUACUCUCUAACGACGGGCAUUCUGGGUUAAUAUGUCUGCGUGAGAUGUGUUCGUUAUAGUCACUUAAUUCUUUUGUGGGUGUGUACUUAAAAUGUAGUUUGGACUGGCUUGUAAUUGUAGAGCUUUAAGGCGAGAGCGUUGCAACAUGCUAAACCAAAUGCUAAUCACCAUAAUUUUCCUUAGCAUGUUGUAUGAACCCAGGCCUUGUGCUUUGACAGCCAUAGUGUGUGCUUUGCUGGUUUAUAUGAACUCCCGUAAACAAUAAUAAUGUCAAUGUAAGUGGCGUUUGACUACCAUGCCAACAAUAAUAGUUGGGUCUGAGCUCCAGCCUUUGGGGGAGGGGUUGGGAUAAAGACUUGGAUUAAUCAGCCUGACAUUGAGAUUUUGUAUUACAUGAUGAGCUGCACCAUGUCUUGUGCUGGCAGAUGUCUGCUCACUGAUCUAAUACCUGAUAUGACAAGGUGAGGGUCGUGUAGGUGUCACGUUCACCACCACCUACCAUGGCAAUGAGGGAGUUGGUGGAGCCAGAGUGUGGGGGCUCUAAUCCUCUGAUGAAGCUGGCUAGCCACUUCACUCAGGACAAGGGCCUGCAACAAGAAGGACUCCAGGGCUCCCUAGUGUGGCCUCCCACUGGUCCAGUAGCAGAUGUGGUGCCCAAACCUCUUGGAAGAGCCACUGAAGAUGAUCUGGUGGCGGAGUUCCUUCAAGAGCAGAAUGGCCCCAUGCUCUCCCGCGGCCCACAAACAUUCAAGAUGGAUGAUCUGUUGGCUGAGAUGCAGGAAAUUGAACAAUCUAAUUUCCGACAAGCCCCACAGAGAGCUCCAGGGGUAGCAGCGCUAGCUCUCUCGGAGAACUGGGCACAGGACUUCCUUGGUACAUCUGUUAAUGCAGUUGACGUUUCCGCAGAUUAUGAUGAUGCCGAUUGGUCCCAGGAGUUCAUUGCCGAGGUGACGGAUCCAUUAUCCGUAUCUCCUGCCAAGUGGGCAGAAGAGUAUUUGGAGCAGUCAGAGGAGAAGCUGUGGCUGGGUGAAUCAGAAGAUCAGACCUCGGCUGAUAAAUGGUAUGAGGAAUACCAGCCUGAAGACGAUCUGAAAAAAACAGCUAAUGAUUUUCUUUCAAAAGUGGAUGAUCCCAAGCUGAAUGAUUCUGAGUUCCUAAAAUUUGUUCGCCAGAUUGGAGAUGGGAGGGUAUCCAUCGAGGCCAAUCGGGUGACCAUUAAUCCCAGGGACCAGGAUAAGGCAGAGCAAUGGGCAACUGAGUUUAUUCAGCAGCAGGAUACAUCUGAAGCCUGGGUAGAUCAGUUUGCACACACUGGAAAUGCGCUGGACCUGGAUCCAGAAUUUGAGCAGGCCAAGACUGCCGUGGAGUCAGAUGUGGAUUUUUGGGACAAAUUGCAGGCUGAGUGGGAAGAGAUGGCUAAGCGAGAUGCAGAGGCUCAUCCUUGGCUGUCAGAGUAUGACGAUCUUGCCAGCUCCACUUAUGACAAGGGAUACCAGUUUGAAGAAGAUAACCCUGUACGGGACCACCCGCAGGCUUUUGAGGAGGGGCUGAAAUGUCUGGAGGAGGGGCAUCUCCCCAACGCUGUCUUAUUCUUUGAGGCUGCUGUGCAACAAAAGCCUAACCAUAUGGAGGCUUGGCAGUACCUGGGAACCACCCAAGCUGAGAAUGAACAAGAGCUUGCUGCAAUAAGUGCCCUCCGACAGUGCCUGGAGUUGCAGCCCGGAAACCUCACUGCACUCAUGGCUUUAGCUGUCAGUUUUACCAAUGAAUCGCUGCAGAAGCAGGCAUGUGAAACCUUGCGCGACUGGUUGCACCACAAACCGGCCUACGCUCAUCUGAUGGGAAAAGAACCCGAAGGGGAGAAUUCUAGCCCAGGUCUGGGGUCGUCCAAACGUAUUCUGGGUUCCCUCCUAACUGACUCACUUUUUCACGAGGUGAAGGAAUUGUUCUUGGCAGCUGUCCGUAGCAACCCCGAUGUGGUGGACCCUGAUUUGCAGUGUGGUCUGGGUGUUCUCUUCAACCUGAGUGGCGAGUAUGAGAAAGCUGUGGAUUGCUUCACUGCUGCCCUGAGCUUACGGCCAAAUGAUCAUCUCCUUUGGAACAAGUUGGGAGCUACCUUAGCCAACGGGAACCGGAGUGAGGAAGCUGUAGCUGCUUACCGGCAGGCACUAGAACUGCAGCCGGGCUAUAUACGUUCUCGCUACAACCUAGGCAUUAGUUGUAUCAACUUAGGGGCCCAUAGAGAGGCUAUAGAACACUUCUUGGAAGCCUUGCAGAUGCAGCAGAAGAGUCGCGGGCCACGAGGCCAACAGGGAGCCAUGUCUGACAACAUCUGGAGCACCCUCCGAAUGGCCCUCUCCAUGCUGGGCCACAGCAACCUCUAUGAAGCGGCAGAUGCCCAUGACCUCCCUACUCUCCUACAGGCUUUUGCUAUUCAGCAGUGACUCACUGAUGGGCUCCCUUGUGAAUGCAGGAGGGGCCCUCCCCCAUACCAGUCCCUUCUUUCUCUUCCCAACCAGACAAACAUGGCCGAGUCAGGGACAUUUCUGUCUUAAUUCUCAAGCUGUCCCUGAAAACAACCUAUACACCUAUUUUCAGUCUCCUUUUUUGGGCAGGUCGCUGGUUUACAUGUUGUGCUGGAUCAUAUUUCUGUAAAAUUAAGCUUCCUUCACCUAUGCAAAUCCAGCAAGGAAUGGUACCUAUUGUGUGCCUGUCCCAGCCUGCAAAAUUUAGUUUAGCAAACAAACAAACAAACAAACAAAAAAAAGCCCUUUGAGCAGAAAAGUAUUUAGAUUUCCCUGAAGUGGUGUCUUCUAGGCACAGAUUUAGAAGUAGUGGGCUUUUUUUCUUAUAGGUCAGUCUCUGUGAUACAAGGAAAGGAAUUCUGGCCCUUGAAGACGGACGUUAGUUUUGCCUGCUAAAUCUCUCGCGGAGUAUUUAUGCUGGUGUUCUUUGCACAUCCGGUUAAGAUGGUUUAGUUGAAAAGCCCUUUUGCAAAAGAAUGAAUCAAAAUAUGAAUUUUGGACUCUGGACUUGAAUAGUGCUGCUAAUGUUAAAGGGACAACAGAAAGGGAAUGAGCACUGCUUAUGAAGUAGCAACGUAGCCGAUGUCACCACCCCAGAGAUGGGAAAGGAGCAGCCGUGUAUUUAUUAAAGUAAGAAUGUAUCUGGGAAGCGGCAGACUUGGCAGUUAUCAGAAACACAAAGUGUGGGCCAAGAACUUUCCUUAAUUACCCCUCUGCCAUUUUGGUUCCUCAUAAAUAAAGUGGGUGGGCUAUCUCUCUUCAUCAGGCUUUUCCCUUUGGUGUAAUUGGCUCUUUAUAAAUAUAUGUAUAUGAUUUUUGUUGGGAAAAUGUUUUUAAAUUGUAAAGUAUUUUGUAUAAUAGAAAGUGAAAGAAUAAAACCUGCCAAAUUAAGCUGUCAGGUUUUCAUUUUGUUCAUUGUUUACCAGAAAGCAUUGGGGACCAUCAUCCAACCACUAUCACUGUUAACUUGCAUAUAUUUGAAAAAUCUCCCUUUCCAUUAUAUUACAAUUCACGCUUUUUGCACAACUUAGAGCUAGGUUUCUGAGGUGUUUCACUCAUUUCUGACAUAAUUGGCCUCCUCAGUCAUUCUUUGGUUUAGGCAAACUUUAUUAAUAUUACAGGUGGUGAAAGCUGUGAGUUGCUAAAAUUACAGGCCCAAGGCCAUCUAGGGGAGAUUGGAAGGUAUUCAUUUAGAAUGCCUUAUAAAACCAGUCCUUUCAGAGCUUUUAUCAUGCACUUUAUUGUAUUUGAGGUCUCCUUUAAAAAGGGAAUAAAGCUCAAGAAACAGCUAUUAAACAAUUCUAGAGGAUUUUUCUAGACCCAAAAAUGAAAAAGGCUGCUAGGUUAUCUUUCAUCUUGGCCUUCUUUUUCCUUUGAUUUAUGAUUUUGCAUGAUGAAUAAACUCAGCCAGUA